CAGGCUGAGGAGGGCUGGGUGGCGUGUGGAAUUCUUCUCGGAAAGCAGUGCUGGGUCCCUUCUACCAUGGCACCUAAGAAAGCCAAGAAGAGAGCAGAGGGCGCCAACUCCAAUGUGUUCUCCAUGUUCGAACAGACCCAAAUCCAGGAAUUUAAGGAGGCCUUCACCAUCAUGGACCAGAACAGGGACGGCUUCAUUGACAAGAACGAUCUGAGAGACACCUUUGCUGCUCUUGGGCGUGUGAAUGUGAAAAAUGAAGAAAUUGAUGAAAUGCUCAAGGAAGCUCCGGGUCCAAUCAACUUUACUGUUUUCCUGACAAUGUUUGGUGAGAAACUUAAAGGAGCAGACCCCGAGGAGACCAUUCUCAAUGCAUUCAAAGUGUUUGAUCCUGAAGGCAAAGGGGUGCUGAAGGCUGAUUACGUUCGGGAAAUGCUGACCACGCAGGCAGAUAGAUUUUCCAAGGAGGAGGUUGACCAGAUGUUCAACGCCUUCCCCCCUGAUGUGACUGGCAGCUUGGACUAUAAAAAUCUGGUGCACAUCAUCACCCAUGGAGAAGAGAAGGACUAAAACAGGAUCACCACCCCAUCUUGGGCUCAUCUUUAUAGGGUGGGCUCUGCCCUCCUCACUCUCUGCUGUACCUCUGACCUACCCUGUUUUUCCGAAAAUAAGACAUCCUCCGAAAGUAAGACCUGCUUACAGGAAAGAUAAGACGUCCCCUGAAAUAAGACCUAGCACGUUUUUGGGAGCACACCUUAAAAUAAGACACUGUCUUAUUUUCGGGAAAACAGGGUAUUAGCCUUGUAGCUACCCCCAUUUAUCCACCACUAUCUUCUUUGCAAUUUGGGUGGCUUAUACUACAGAGAUACCAUGUGGCCACAUGUACUGCAGAUGAAAAUCCACCCACAGCCCAUGUUCAAAUAAAAAAGAGGUUGUGUAUGUGGUCAUGAUGAUCCUCUGACAGGGACAAGCCCUUUGACUAAGAAAAGCAAAAACAGCAUAUAAACUAGUAAUGACCCUGCUAUCGUUACUAUUGCUGAAUCUUAGUAACUCUUUAUUUAAAAUAGACCUUUGCAGCCACUCAGGACUGUUUCUCUUGAGGACCACAUUUUCUGGAAUGUUAACUAGAUGACAACAGCCCUCUCUUCCAACAAACUUGAUCAUGUCUAGGGCUUAGCAUCCAUGACAUCCUUUCCUUUGGGACACCACCAGGAUGUUUCUCCCAUAGGUAUGUUAACAUGGGCCCCACAGUAAAGGAGAUAGCCUCACACUCA
Nycticebus coucang (slow loris) is the source of this 1271-nucleotide messenger RNA. RefSeq names its product myosin light chain 2 (gene MYL2). Gene Ontology annotation, molecular function: calcium ion binding. Gene Ontology annotation, biological process: heart development; muscle cell fate specification; cardiac muscle contraction. The coding region runs from base 67 to 567 and encodes 166 amino acids. Gene Ontology annotation, cellular component: myofibril; cytoplasm. The transcript has 7 exons. The record is from RefSeq and is a predicted model, not a curated record. NCBI's taxonomy places the organism in Eukaryota, Metazoa, Chordata, Mammalia, Primates, Lorisidae.